This is a messenger RNA of Naegleria fowleri, 1005 nucleotides long. RefSeq lists its product as uncharacterized. The record is from RefSeq and is a predicted model, not a curated record. NCBI's taxonomy places the organism in Eukaryota, Heterolobosea, Eutetramitea, Acrasida, Naegleriidae. Bases 1 to 1005 code for a protein of 334 amino acids. The transcript has a single exon.
AUGAAAUCAAUUUCACUUGUCUUGCUUGUUGCACUUGUACUCCUUGCUGCUGUCUACGUAGCAGGAGCUGCAGACACUUACAAGAAGGUUGAUACUUACAAGAAGGUUGACACUUACAAACCUCCAAAGAAAAAACAUUGUCGUAAAAAGUGUGUCCUUCACAAGUACGUUCGUGGAAAAUGUCUCAAACACAAGUGGGUGGGUCGUAAAAAGUAUUGUGACAAGUACACUGUCGUAGGAAAGGGUAAAUGCUUACAACACAAGACCUAUUCCAAGUGUGACAAAUACAGCAAGCCUUACACCAAGUGUGUCAAACACAAGUACAGAAAAUAUUGCCACAAAUAUGAAACCAAACAAGUCUGUGAUAGUUAUGGCACUCGUAAAUAUUGCAAGAGACACGUCCAUAAAAAGUAUUGUUCUCAAACCAAAAAGUACAAGAAAUGCACCAAAUGGGGAAGAAAGAAGACCACUUGCAGAACUCCAAAAACUUAUCCAAUUAAGAAGUGUUACACCAAGAAGAAGUGUGACAAGUAUGUGGAUCCCUAUGCUCCUUCAAGAAAACCAUCUUGCAACUAUGUCCGUAAAUGUCGUGUCAUUGGUUACAGGACCAAAUGUUUAAAGUACAAUUACCGUCGUUAUUGUAAGAGACACAAAUGUUACACCAAGUGCAUGUCUCACAAGUACAGAAAAUAUUGUCGCAAAUGGGGCACUCGUAAAUAUUGCAAUCAUUACAAGAAUGUGACAAGAUGUUGUCAACACAAGAAGAAGAGAUACUGUACAUAUAAAAAGACCUAUCCAGCCAAGUGUAUUCAUAAAAAGUAUUGGAAGAAGUGUUGUAAGAGAGCACCACCAAAGAAGAAGUGUCAAACGUACAAGUACACCAAAGGAAGAAAGAUUUGUAAGAGACGCGCCCCUUACAAGAAAGUGUGUGUCUACAAGAAGAGUGUCUGUAAGAAGAUUAAGAAGGUGAAAAAGCCAAAGAAGGUGGAUACUUACAAAUAUUAA